Mycosarcoma maydis (corn smut) is the source of this 2043-nucleotide messenger RNA. RefSeq lists its product as uncharacterized. The transcript has a single exon. The record is from RefSeq and is a predicted model, not a curated record. NCBI's taxonomy places the organism in Eukaryota, Fungi, Basidiomycota, Ustilaginomycetes, Ustilaginales. The coding region runs from base 1 to 2043 and encodes 680 amino acids.
AUGAAACCGCAACGUGCCUUUUGCACAGAGCGCGGGCGACGCUUGUCGCUACCUUUUCUGCUACUCUUGUUGUUUGUUGCCAGCUCGUCUGUUUUUUGCGCUGAAGGCGAAGCAGAUUCCAACAGACCACUUGGUUUCCAAGAUAUCGAAGGCCAAAAGAGCCUGAAGGGAGAUGCACACACUCACAACCAGAUCUACUCAGCGUCUCCGAAUUCUUGGCAAUCGAGCCCGUCAGAGGCGGAUACUCACACGAGCUCGGAUCAAAGCUUCAAAUCCGCUAAGGGAUCUGCUAGGUGGUCGAACCCCUCCGGCUCAGAUGUAAGCUCUCCACGAAGUCCGAAUGGCUUUGGCCGUCUCGAAGACGGUAUUCAGUUCAGUUCGCCUUCGCCGAGUGGCAGUGGUCAUAGCUCGAGCAGCGACGAAAUAGCAGCUGCAGAAGCGGUCUACCGUGGUCGACUCAGAGCGAGCAUCAAGGCAAAGAACAUCAUGGAUGAUGUCAAAUCUCCUGCGCUUUCAACAUUUGAAGUCGGCGAGUCCUCUGCUGCUGCUGCCGCCGCUGCUGCUCCUCGCGGGGACACGCCUAUAAAGGAACCACCAGUUGCUCUUCUAGCGGAGAGUUUCAAAGACCCUGCCAACCAACAAAGCAAAGACGGAGUGCCAGAUGUCUACCUGCGCAACCCUGCCAACCAACACAUCAAAGAGGCGAUUAAAAGGCUUCCUCAAUCGCGCGACUACUAUCAGCUCGUUGCGAUGGCGGACCCGGCCGCUCCUGGUGGCUAUCGAGUGUAUCGCUACUAUAACGAGCCUUACGCUGCGCUCCAUUACGAGCAAGUGCCAUACAACCAACGAUUUCUCUAUCGACUCAAGGAUCUGGAAAAUGAAGCGCACAAAACCGCGCUCGACACGCCAGACUACCAGAGGAAGUUAAGAACGAUCGGAUGGAGAUGGAAGGGUCGCCCGGCUGAUCUGGAUCCUACGGAGCCGUUGCCGCCGCGAGAGUUCGUUCGACCGAUUCCUGGUAAUACCUUGCAGAAGGCUAAGCAAGCUUUCCUUUCGAAAUUCGCCGAUCAGCAGUGGAAGAUGCGAACGCAUCUGAGCGAUAUCAAGGAUGCCAUCGCUGUAGGGAAGGAUCGACGUCUCGCCAACUACCACACCACUGGCGGCAUUGCAGCACUCUACGGGAGAGAAGAAUUUGGUAUCGGUAAGACCAUCCCACCCGAAGCCCGACGCAUCGCCCAAGAACUGGGUCAGGUUCACGUCUUUUAUGAUUGGGAAAGACCUCAAGAUCAAGUACGAGUCGCUUACACGGGUCCACUGCGCCCACCUGGUCGUGCGACUCCUCUUGCUCCUCCUGAAGACUUUCGUGCGUAUGUCGUGCCCCCGAAUCGCGCUCUACCUCUUCCGAAGCAUUGGAGGGAUGCAGGGCUAGAUGAGCAGACGAAAACAGUUAGAGCAUUGAUGAGGAUGAAUGAGGCGGAAAAUGGUGAAUGGAGGACGAUGGAUAUACGGGAUCGUUGGCCUGCUAAAUGGGAACAGAAGACAGCGGAUUUGAGGGCCAAGCUUCAAGGCUGGCAGGCCAAGUUGAAACAAAAACAGGCAGAGUGGAGAGCUCAAGUUCAAGGUCGUCCUCGAAACCUGCGAGAUCCACCAAGGAGCUCUGAGACAGGCAAUGAGGCUGCUGGAGAAGCAGGUUCUGCAGGAGCAGAGCCAACGGCAGAGCAGCAGAUGGGUCGUUCCUCUAGAGGUUGGAGACAAGCUCUUACUGGUGCAUGGAACAAAGCUACAGGUCGAUGGACUAGCGACCGCCAACAAGUUGCUACCCCGACUCCUCCCAACGGCCCCACCGCUCCUGCCGAGCAAACUGCUGCAUCAAGAACAUGGAGCCACACGCUCAGCGAUGCUGCGCGAAGGGUCAAACAGGCCACUAGCAGCGCCAAGGACAAGCUAGCCGGUCUCGUCAGAUCCACACCCUCGACAUCCACUGUAGUCACGGAAAACGCGCAGCACAUUGUUGCGCCCAUGCGUCGUCGUCGUCGUCGUUGA